ACUUCGCAUUGAGCUCGAGAGGAGAGGACACGGAGGAGAAUGGCGAAUCAAAGUACAGACACGCAUCAACCGUCGAAUAUGCAGACUUACGGUGUUCCGAUUUACGCCGCCGAAUGGAUCCCGGAGGUGUCUGUUAGAUCUAAAAUCAUUAUGGAUCCGAAGAAAUCCGAAGAUGAUGUUGAUGAGUCGGAGUCUGAGUCGUCGUCUCGGAGCUGCAUCGUUUUGUGUGGCGGAGGCGGAGAGGGACGAAGCGGAAUCCCCAACGUCAUCUUAAUCUGUCGUGUUGAUCUCGACACCAACUCUCUUUCCGAACAACCUUUGGGUAAGCUUGUUCUUGGCACUGAUCUACCUUACCGGAUGGCUGUUCAUCCUCGAGAAGGUGGUCUUAUUUGCGCGUUGCCUAACAGUUGCAGACUGUUUGAUUGGCCAAAUAUUAUGAGCCCACGAGAGGAUAAUCAGACUACUGAAGAGUCAGAGGAAGUGAUUAAAGAGUUAGAAGAUGUUGGACAACAGUUGGCUCUAGCGUUCAAUCCGGAGGGAACUGUGCUCGCUGCUGGUGCGGAGGAUGGGACGUUGAGGGUUUUCGAAUGGCCCAGCAUGAAAACGUUGCUUAAUGAGUCUCAGGCACAUUCAUCAGUCAAAAGCCUAACUUUCAGCGAAGAUGGUAAAUUCCUUGUAUCCCUUGGAGGUCCACUUUGUCGGGUUUGGGAGGUGAAUGCUUCUACUGCUGUUGCCAGUCUAUCAAAAGAGAAGGACGAGAUGUUUGCCUCAUGUAGAUUUUCUGUAGACAGUGCAGGCAAUGAAGUUCUUUACAUUGCUGCAAACACUGAACGUGGUGGGAGUAUUAUAACAUGCGAUACAACAUCAUGGAAACGAAAAGACUCAAAGCUUAUAAAGAACAACUCUAUAUCAGCCUUUAAUGUCUCUGCUGAUGGAAAAUUGCUUGCAAUAGGAACCCUUGAAGGAGAUGUUAUGAUACUUGAUUCGACGAGAAAGCAAACUAAACAAAAUGUCAAGAAAGCGCAUCUUGGUUUGGUCACAGCACUGACUUUCUCACCUGAUUCAAGGUGCUUAGUGUCAGUUUCUUUAGACUCAAGGGCAAGGCUAACUGUUAUUGAAGCAAAGGGUGAAAAACCUGGAACAAGGUGGUGGAUACUUGCAAUAUUGUUCGUGUUCCUAUACGUGGUUGCAUAUUAUUUUUUGAAGGCAAAGGGGAUCAUACCUUGAAAAGGCCUUUUGAGUGUUACCCCACCAGACGAUACAGCGGAGGGGCUUGUAACCAAACAAAUAUCAUACGCUCUUUGAGUUAGGCUUUUGGCGUUUGUUUUUGACAAAGUCUCAGGGAUUCUUCAAUUUUUACCCGAUACUUGCAUGGUUUUAUAUCAUAAAAAAAUGUAAACUAA
Messenger RNA from Capsella rubella, 1403 nucleotides. RefSeq names its product SEC12-like protein 2. Gene Ontology annotation, cellular component: endoplasmic reticulum membrane. The transcript has 10 exons. Gene Ontology annotation, molecular function: guanyl-nucleotide exchange factor activity; protein binding; GTPase activator activity. Lineage: Eukaryota; Viridiplantae; Streptophyta; Magnoliopsida; Brassicales; Brassicaceae. The coding region runs from base 40 to 1227 and encodes 395 amino acids. The record is from RefSeq and is a predicted model, not a curated record. Gene Ontology annotation, biological process: protein secretion.